Sclerotinia sclerotiorum 1980 UF-70 is the source of this 1764-nucleotide messenger RNA. RefSeq lists its product as hypothetical. Gene Ontology annotation, cellular component: extracellular region; cell surface. Gene Ontology annotation, molecular function: cellulose binding; beta-glucosidase activity. The record is from RefSeq and is a predicted model, not a curated record. Gene Ontology annotation, biological process: glucan catabolic process. The coding region runs from base 1 to 1764 and encodes 587 amino acids. The transcript has 5 exons. Lineage: Eukaryota; Fungi; Ascomycota; Leotiomycetes; Helotiales; Sclerotiniaceae.
AUGAAAACGGCGGCUGUUUUGAGCGUGUUGUCCUUGGCAGUAGAGUCAGUGUACUCCCAGGCUGCCGGAUAUAGUCAAUGUGGUGGAAGCAACUGGACGGGAGCGACUACUUGCGUUAGUGGAUAUGUCUGUCAAUCUCAAAAUGCGUAUUACUCCCAAUGUCUUCCCGGGACAGGUACUUCAGUAGCCACAACUUUGACCACGGCAACCAAGAGCAGCACCACAUCCGCGACCUCUAAAUCAACUACAUCCACAGCUUCAUCCUCCAAAGCGAGCUCGACGGCAGCCUCAACGGUGCAAUCAGCAUGCACUGCAGCAUUUACUCCAGUUACUGCUUCAGCAGCAUUUGCAGCAUUAAAUCCAGGAUGGAAUCUUGGAAACACUCUGGAUGCUACUCCAGAUGAAGGAUCUUGGAACAACCCUCCUGUCGUCCCUGCUACAUUCACGGCAGUUAAGGCCGAGGGAUUCAACAGUGUUAGAAUACCAGUUACCUGGGCAUAUCACUUUGUAACAUCUUCCCCAAGCUGGACCGUUAACACCACUUGGAUGGAUCGCGUUGAAACAGUCGUCGAUCAAGCCCUUGCUACGGGCAUGUACGUUAUCCUCAAUGUCCACCACGACUCCUGGAUCUGGGCCGAUGUCUCUGCAUCUGGAGCAAACCUUACCAUGAUCGAAGAGAAAUUCUCUGCUCUUUGGUCUCAAAUCGGAACCAGAAUGAGAUGCAAAUCUAGUAAAUUGAUCUUUGAGCCAAUCAAUGAGCCACCGGGAACAACACAAGAAAAUGCCAACGAACUUAAUAAACUCAACAACAUCUUCCUCGCGGCCAUCAAUCAAGCAGGAGGUUACAACCCUCAACGAGUAGUAGCCCUUUCAGGUCUUCAAAUGAACUCAGUGUAUACUGAGCAAUGGUUUGCAAAGCCCACAACCUACACUUCUCAACCAUGGGGUCUCGAAUUCCAUUAUUAUUCACCAUACAGUUUCAUCUACAACGCUUGGGGAGAUACCAUCUGGGGUUCCGAUGCCGAUAAAGCUGCCCUAACAGAAGAUUUGCAACUUUUCGCAGGUAAUUUCUCAGGCAUCCCGACGAUGAUUGGAGAAUGGCAAGCCACACCUGUCAUUGUCGCUGAACCCGGCGCUAGAUGGAGGUACACAGAUUACUUUGUGAAAACCGCCAGGAGUUUUGGUUUCGCGCAUGUACUCUGGGACAAUGGACUCGACUUCUUGGACCGCAACACAAAUACUUGGUAUGAUCCUAUCUCAAUGUCUGUCCUCUUCAACGCCGCCAAAGGAGUCUCAAACUCUCUCCCAGAUGGCACGGUUGAUACUUCCGCCACAUCUCAAAAUACCUCGGCAUAUAUUUUCCACAAAGUCGGUGAUCCAGUCAUUGCACAAUCUCUUCCAUUCCUUCUGAAUGGGAACACCUUGACAUCCAUCACAACAUCUUCGGGAACCACACUAGCAACAUCUUCAUACAGCAUAACCUCUGCUGGAGUUCUAACUUUCACGCAAGCUUACCUCUCAACCCUCUACUCAUCCACAUCUACCCCCGGCAUCAAAGCCACUCUCUCAUUAACUUUCUCCGCGGGCUCACCAUCCCAAAUACAAGUUGUGCAAUGGGCCACUCCAACCCUCUCACAAACCUCCUUUAGCAAACAAACUAGCUCCGAUCUCACAAUCCCCAUUAACUAUGCCGGACUGUCAGAAGUCGCCGCCGUCAAAGCUUUGAAUGCAGAUGUUUUUCCCGAGAAUCCUAGGACAAAAUAG